This is a messenger RNA of Neohortaea acidophila, 1043 nucleotides long. RefSeq lists its product as uncharacterized. The coding region runs from base 98 to 925 and encodes 275 amino acids. The record is from RefSeq and is a predicted model, not a curated record. Lineage: Eukaryota; Fungi; Ascomycota; Dothideomycetes; Mycosphaerellales; Teratosphaeriaceae. The transcript has 2 exons. Gene Ontology annotation, cellular component: membrane. Gene Ontology annotation, molecular function: serine-type endopeptidase activity.
GGGUGAGAAAAGUGACACGCGACUCUGGGAGCAGCACUCGUCGACGACCGCUCGACUGCUUCUGCCCAUCAGUCAUCAUCCGCCUCCCCUGCGACCGAUGGCGUUGCCCUUUGCCGUCCCCGAUGCCAGACGCAUACGCAGCUACUUCGUCCGCCUGCCGCUCGCAACGCGCCUAAUCUUCCUCCUUCUCACGGCCUUUUACAUCGGCCGCCUCAUCUAUCCCGGCUUGGACGAAUGGGGUGCGCUCAUCCCGAAUAAAAUCAACCUCAACACUCUAUACCGCCUCAACACCUACCCCUUCCUGCACCGCAGCAUCUUCCACUACCUCCUCAACACCAUCACCCUCAUCCCCCUCCUCGAGCGCUUCGAAGCCGAGUUCGGCACCCUCGUCACCAUCCUCCUCUUCUCCGGCCCCUUCGGCCUGCUCCCCGGCGGCCUCUACACGCUGCUCGAACGCUACAUCUUCCGGCUGAACGGCGCGGCCGUCGGCGCCAGCGUCUGGGUCUUCCUGCUGCUCGCCCACGAAGCGAUCAAGCAGUACCGCAUCAACCCGCACUUCGCCAUCCGCGAAUACCGCAUCCCCACCUGGACCACGCCGCUCAUCUUCAUCCUCGUCGUCAGCUUUCUCAUCCCGCACACCAGCUUCCUCGGGCACUUGUGCGGCGCGGCGGUCGGGUAUCUGUGGGGCUUGGGGUAUAUUCGCUUCCUGGCGCCGCCGGACAAGAUUCUGAGGUGGAUUGAGGGGAAGCUGGACCUGCUGGGCAGAGUGCCGCAUUAUGUGAGCGUGGAUCAGAAAAUGUAUGGGCGGUAUGGCGUGCUUCCGAGUACGAAUAGUGGGAGAGUUGGAAAUGGAUAUGGGGCAUUCUCGCCGCCUAAUGGUGUGGCAUUAGGUCCGAUAGGGAGUACGCAAAGGCUUGGGCCUUGAUAUGAGCUAUGGUUCUGGCUCCUGAUGACAUUUCAGUGUUUCAUGUUCAAGCAUUUCGAGGCGUUCGGGUGCGCGCAUAGCAUAAGGAAAGCUAUUGAGGCUUGGGGCAGGUGGGCGG